Molecule: messenger RNA, 2219 nt
Organism: Electrophorus electricus (electric eel)
Lineage: Eukaryota; Metazoa; Chordata; Actinopteri; Gymnotiformes; Gymnotidae
Gene: spata6
Product: spermatogenesis associated 6
Biological process (GO): spermatogenesis
Cellular component (GO): sperm head-tail coupling apparatus
Molecular function (GO): myosin light chain binding
Source: RefSeq, a predicted model, not a curated record
UGAAAUUAGCAAUAGAAAACAAUUACGGCUAUGAAACUUUAUUCAACACUCUGUCUCUUAGGACACCUGGAUAGAGAAGACAGGACAUUUCAGGACGUGUAGUUUGUCACAUGGCCAUGUCCUCAUUUCCCGCGUCGAAUAACUUUUCUAAGAAGCGUCGGCUGCAGCCAUGACAACGAUGUUUGAAAAUGGGAGGACGGACGCCACCCAAGACUCCUGCUAAUUCAAGGAUACGUCUGAGAGCUUUCAGAUGUACUGUAGAACUCGAUCUCCACUCUAUCACUUGUCCAGGGGUCGUGUUACCAUCACAGGAGGAUGUUUACAUAAGUGUCCGAAUAAUGGGGCAGUACCACAAGACAAAGUGUGUGCCUUCUACCUUUCCUCUCCUGCUACAGGAAAAGAUGGUGUUUAUGAAGAAAUUCGCAGAAGCAGUUGACCCCGGUGAUGUAGCUGAUCAUCUGGAGAAUGAUACAACCUGUUUCGAGCUCAUUCAGCUUAUCCCACCAGAGGGAGAAGUUCUAGCUACCCUUGAGGAGAACACCAGAGACUUCCUCUACCCGAGCCUGAGACUGACCCCCCACACCACUGGUUCACAGAGAGAGAUUCUGAUGAAGAAAUCCGUCUCCUUCCCGGGGAUCUCUCCCAGAGUUGAAUUUUCGACCACAUCCGUUAUUGAGGAGUGUGAUUUGAAGCGUAGCCAGUCAGCCAUCUCACUGUGCUGCCCUUCUCCCGGUAAACCCUGCCGCGCGAGGGCAAGCCCCAGGGCCGAAGAGAGGCCCAGACCGAGCUUAGCAGCGCCGUGCGGUUAUCAGAGGCCCACGGCAGCCUCGCUGAGCCGCUGCCCAUCGCCCUACACCCACCGCAGGAUGUGCCAGCUCUCGGAGAUCACCAGGCAGCGCCUCAGCCAGCUGCAGCUCGGCCCCUAUACCUUCAGGAAGGAGACCACCCCCCAGCCUCCGUUUGUGGUUCCUUGUAGUCCAAACUCUUUGCUGAUUGAAGCCCCUACAUCUCCUGCUCUUCUGGCUUCACCCAAGAGAAGCGCCGUCCACCAGACAUCCGGGAGUCCUGCUGCAGACUUUACAGACCCUGCACUUUGUGGGAGCUUCAGGUCAAAACCUUUUCAGGAAGGAGGUCAUUCUCGGGGUGGAUGCCAUAUAUCCCCUGAAAGAGCGUGUGCACGAUUACCCAGAAGUCCCCCUCGGUGUAAGACCCCUGCUGCCUACUCCACCCCAGUGCCCGGCGGCCACGGAGACCAGAGCCCCCUGCUGAGCCGCUCCUCGCUCAGACAGAGGUUCCAGGACCCCUCAAGCCCCUCCCAGUGGGAGCGGAUCCAUAGCCGAGUUCAGAGGAUUUUGCGCACUCACUCCACUCGCUGCAAACUCUCAUUUGAGGAGCCACGUGAGAGAGGAGGAGCCAGUCAGAACCCACCUGCUCCCUCCUGCUACGACUCCGUGUGUGGCAGCCAGACACAGCUUGCCAGAGUUGUUCUAGGAGAGCCAUGUGUUCAUUUAGAUAACGGAACAUUCUGGACCAACAAAGCUGCCAAGUACAGUGGAAAGCCCCACCGUGCAGUGUUUGAGGACAGCCUUGGCAAAAUCUACAAGAACCUCUAUAGAAAAGCAUCAUCAAGUCAUAGUGACUCACAAAGCAUCUGGACCCAGUGACUAAUCUGCGAUGGCUAGACCAUGCCGUUGUGCCAGUGCAUUUCUAAGCCCUCUCCAAUUAAAACCUAAAGCCAGGCAAGGGCUGUGUGUGUGGGUAGGACCUUGUUCCAUGUACUGAUGAGAAUCAUGAAAAUUACCUGCCACUUCAAGGAAAGCUUCCUUCAGUGUGAUAAGUCAGUCAGUUUUUUGAACAAAAGAUAAAAUGCAGAGACCCAUGAGAGGAUUGUAUGAUUUAUUGUUGAUGCAGGCAGUGAGAUCUGGUCUUACAAAAUGAGAGCUCUUCUGUCAUUCUCUGGCUUCCUCCCACACUGGUGGAACAAAAUCUUCUUCAUUCAGAGAAACAACACAAAUGAUAUUCUUGCCAUUUUACAGCCCAAUUUAUUUUUUUAAAAGCUAUGCAUUACAGUUUUUUGUAAAAUACCAAUACCCCAAAUUGUUACUUCUUGUAUUAAAAAUCUGUCAGAAAAGAUACAUAAUUUUGUUCAAAGUAAUUCAAACUGCACUGUGCAGUAGGUUAACAUGGUUACCCUCAAUAGUAAAACUGAUCUUACAUCA